GGGACUUUGUUGUUGUGGUCCGCCAAGUGAAUUUCAGCCAACUCUCUGAGAUUAAGAUUGAGAAUAUUCAAAGACUGAGAUCGGAUUGGACUGCGGAAGAGCGUCCAACUAGACGCGGAAGUAACAGCCUUCAACUCCAACCAUGGCCGCUGUGCUGCCGGACAAUGCUGCCGAGAUCGCGGUGGCCAACGCAAUCAAUAACAUCAACGGCAAUGUAAAUGGGAACGGGCGCAAUCGGGUGCUACCUGGCGGACUUGGCGGUGGAGGCCAGAAUAACAUGAUGAAUAUGCGGGAUCGACUAUUCCAUGCCAUUUAUUUUCGGGCGGCGGCCGCCUAUGCGGAGUUGGUUCCACGAAAGGUGCAGAUGACCAUUGAGUUCCUGCUGCUGGCCAAGGCCCUGCUGUUCUUCUUCACGCUCGCCUACGUGCAUAACUCCUUCAUCAAGAACCCCUGUACCUGCCUAGAGGGCGUUAAAAACUGGCCACGCGAAGGCGUCAUAAGAGUGGAGAUCAUUCCCCACCUCGCCGAAAAGCGGGCCAUUUGGCAGGGCAUUAAGCGGGACCAAGAAAUAGUCCGUUCCCUGAAAGAUUCUUAUUACUACAAUAUUGGACCACAAACAUUGGAAAACCACAACAGUCUCAAGCGGUAUGAGUCUAUUCUGAGCAGGCUGGGACUGCCCGUUAGACCCACGUUUGCCUACAGUAACGAAUCCCUGUACUACUACUUUGAUGCUGUCAACAUCCUUGACACUUACGACCAUCCCAAUGCAAUACAGCUCAAGAACGAAGAAGAUGAUGAGGAGCAGUACAUUGUGGAGUAUUCGCUGGAAUACGGUCACCUACGGCUGUCGUCGUCAACGCGUAAGCGCUUACGUAUUCCCGUUCUCACUGUUCAACUGGAUCCCGAUACGGACAAGUGUUUUGGAGACAGCCUGACGCGAUACUUGCUGAAGCGUAUGCUGGGCUAUGAUGACUUACUGAUGGCCUCCGUAAGAACAAUAGCCGAGCAGGAGGAAAACAAGGGAUACUUGCGCAAUGUGAUUACCGGCGAGCAUUAUCGCUUUGUGUCCAUGUGGUGGGCAGCCUGGAGCAGCUAUCCAGCUGCUUUUUGUGUGAUGCUGUUAUUUACCUUUUCGGUGUCCAUGCUGCUGCGCUACUCUCAUCAUCAGAUCUUUGUCUUCAUAGUCGAUUUGCUACAGAUGUUGGAAUACAACGUGUCCGCGCGGUUUCCUAUUGCUCCUUUGCUUACUGUCAUACUGGCGCUCGUAGGAAUGGAAGCCAUCAUGUCAGAGUUCUUCAAUGACACUACCACGGCCUUCUACAUCAUACUGAUUGUCUGGAUUGCGGAUCAAUAUGAUGCCAUCUGCUGUCACACGAGCAUCACCAAGCGUCAUUGGCUCAGAUUCUUCUAUCUGUACCAUUUUGCCUUCUAUGCGUAUCACUAUCGCUUCAGUGGACAGUACAGGACGCUGGCGCUGCUCUCGUCGUACCUGUUCAUCCAGCACUCAAUGGUAUUCUUCUUUCACCGGUACGAGUUGCCAGCCAUCAUGGCCCAGCACCAGGUCUUCAUCAUCACACGCAAUCAGGGGGCAGCUGGUGCUGCAGCUGCAGCGGGAGGAGCUGCGGCAGCAGGAGGUGCUGGUGGCGCUGCCGCUGGAGAAGAGGCAAGAGCUGGAGCUGGAGGAGGAGAAGCUGUUGGCCAGCAGGCGUCCAUGCAACGUGCCCGUCUCAUAGUCACUCGUCUCUUCAGCCAACUUGCAGCACAACGCCAGGGGCAACAGCAACAUCAGCAGCAGCAACAACAACAUCAAGAGCAACAGCGACAGCCUGGGCCCACUGCCGCCGUGGGCGUGGCCUUGGCCAAUCUGAGAAGACUGCCUGUGGUGGGACAGUGGUUGCAGGGCCGCGAGCAAUUCGCCACCGUCCGCCGAGUCUUUCUGGGACACGGCGGAAACGCACGCCUGAUGCAGGUGCGUCUGCAGCGUAUUAACGUGGCCGAUAUACCUGGCUUGCGCAAUCAGGUGGCAGCCGCCAUGGCAGCAGCCGGAGCUGUCCAAAGGGGCGAGGCGGUGGCACAUGAUGAACCCACCAGCGGCAAUGUUGCAACUACAGAAGCAUCAGCAGCAGCAACAUCGACCACGACAGCAACGCCAACAGCAACAGCAACAAACGAAGCAGCAGAUGUCGAAACAAAUCAGGGACGCAAACAGCCAACAACAUCGGGCAUAAAUGAUGCAGUAGCAACGGGAGCGGAAGCAGCUCAAGACAAGAGCGUUCAAGAGGUGGAGAUUGGGCGUCCGGAGAAGCAGGAAAAACAACUGGAUGAGGGGCCAGAAGCAAGCAUGUCCAAGACGCUGGAAAAUCUAAAUUCCGUUGCGGCGGAUAUUAUAAAUAUGUCGGAUGAAACUACUGUUGCAGCAACGCCCUCAAUGGACGGCACUCAACAGCCACAUCAGACCCUGAUCCACACCCACGUCGGUGUCCAUCAGACCCAGCCAAAGGCGAGGCAAUUAGAAAAUAAUUUGCCAGAGUUGCUGAAAGCUGAGGGGGCAUCCGCAGCAGCAAUGGCAUCAGGUGAAAAGCAAAGCUGCCCACUACAAGCUCACAGCAUUAUGAAUGACCAGCAGCAGCAGCAGAGGCAGAAAAACAAACCGGACGAGCCCGCGACAGCAGAAGCAGGAGCAGCAACAUCAGCAGUUGCCACGUCAAAACAAUCCUCUGAGCCAGGAGCAACAGAGGUAGGAGCGAGAGGAGCUGGAGAGGGACCGCCAGCAGCCAGGCCAAUGAUGGAUGACAGGCAAACAGUUGAUUUUAUAGAAGGCGACAGCCCAACGUCAGCAGCAAAUUGCCAACUCAAUGCUGGCACAAACCACAAGGCACAGGAGCAGCAGCUAAUGAAAACUUCACAACAUACAUCAAACCAAGUGACAACGGCAGCAGUAGAAACAGCAACAACAACAACUGGAACAGGAAAAGGAACAGGAACAGGAGAAACAUCAGCAGAAUAAGCAAGGCAUUAGUGGCGAGCCCCCGAAAACCAAACCCAACCAUCCCGAAAAUAGCUACCCACAUAACAAGAUGCUAUACAUAAAAGAGCUAGUAAAUUUUAGAUAAUUUGUCUGGUGUACUUAUGUCCGGAGAUCAACCACGACUCACGACGCCCCUCUCCGAUUCGAAUGUGAGCGUGUAAAUGUGUGUGUGCGUGUGUGUGUCUGUAAGGGUCUGGAUGGAUGGGUAGAUAUGGGUAUUCUGAGUGGGGUAAAACGAGUGUGUGAGUGUGUGAGAACGUGUUUGAGCUCCGACUAAAAACGAGUAACGGGAACGCGUAGUUGACCUGCUUGCACCUGCAAGGAAAAGUCAGGAUAUACAUAUAUACAUAUUAAUAAUGUUGCACGCCUUUUUAAUUAGCCAAAUACGUGAGAAGCCGCAACGCAUGUACGGAGAAAUAUACCACAAGCUAGUCGCUUUUUAAACUUUCCUUCUUUUUUUACCCAUCUUUUGUUUGCCCCGCUUAUUGAGAAAAAUGCGUUGAACAUUUUUAAUUAACUUUCGAGCUGCCUUUAACCCACGACGAAUCCCGAGCUCACCCUCGAACCCCAACACCAACCAAACGGACGGACAAACAGCCGUAAGCCCUUCCGGCCGAUAACCAUGCCUAUGCCAAACACUGCUGCUGUUAGCCCAAGCUCUUUGCUUUAACUUUAUGAAAUACCAUAAAAUUGUCAACUGUAAUAUAUUUUGUUUGUUUGUUAAAACAUCAUUAAAAACCGCAAGAAAAGGCAUCACAAAAACAACACUGUGAAUAUUCAUGAAAAAAGAAGAUAUCGUUGAAUGUUUGACACAUAUAUACACAUAGUUUGCAAUAUUAUAACUGUGAAGUUAUUUUAUUUGUAAUUUUAUUGUUUUUCGAUUGCUUUUAAGUUAAUACCUACUUUGUACAUGGUUUAUUUGAUUGUAACUCCAAUCUAUAAUACAAGAUUGAGUGAGUGUGGCGACAUGUUUGUAGAACUAGCUAUUCAAUAAGCAAUGGAGGUCGGAUUAUCGAAGUUCGAAAACGGUUUAUAAUUCUUAACUUUAUACACUAAACUAAUACUAGUAGCUAUGACUAUUUGCUAUUGCUAAAAACAAAAUGUUAUUUCUAAAUGUGUAUAAAUAUAUACCACAUAAAUCAAGUA
Molecule: messenger RNA, 4174 nt
Organism: Drosophila eugracilis
Lineage: Eukaryota; Metazoa; Arthropoda; Insecta; Diptera; Drosophilidae
Exons: 13
Coding region: 143-3007 (954 amino acids)
Biological process (GO): positive regulation of ERAD pathway; response to endoplasmic reticulum stress
Cellular component (GO): endoplasmic reticulum
Source: RefSeq, a predicted model, not a curated record